This is a messenger RNA of Balaenoptera musculus (blue whale), 3489 nucleotides long. RefSeq names its product NADH-ubiquinone oxidoreductase chain 6. The transcript has a single exon. Bases 2244 to 2807 code for a protein of 187 amino acids. Gene Ontology annotation, cellular component: mitochondrion. Gene Ontology annotation, molecular function: NADH dehydrogenase (ubiquinone) activity. Lineage: Eukaryota; Metazoa; Chordata; Mammalia; Artiodactyla; Balaenopteridae. The record is from RefSeq and is a predicted model, not a curated record.
UAGGAAUGGCGUUCAUGUAUUUUCAUUAUUGGGCUUGUGUCAGAUUUAGUAUUGAUUUAUUAAUAAAAUGGCUUUUAGAUCUAGGGAGGAGCCUGUCUAGGGGGGUGGUGAAUAUCUAAGCAAAGGGUUAGUAUUGUAUGGAGGGAGGGGGGUUUGAUCCUCUAAAAGAUACAGGUUUUUGACCCCGGGGGGAAUAGUGGAGUACUAUGUCCUGUAACCAUUAAUUUAAUUGCACAUGUUGGUUGUGCUAGUCAAAUAACAAAUACAUCCAGGCCCAGCUACAAUUUAUCUGACUGCGACGAGACCCUUUAGGGUCAUAGGGGAGUCCGUGCAAGCCCCCCAAAAAAAAUAAAAAAAUACCAAAUGUAUGAAACCUCAGUUAUGUUAUGAUCAUGGGCUGAUUAGUAAUUAACCCAUCGAGAUGUCUUAUUUAAGGGGAACGAGUGGGCGAUUUUAAGUUAAUAUGGUCCUGAAGUAAGAACCAGAUGUCUUAUAAAGAUCAUUAAAUAGCUACCCCCACGAGUAAUGGGCCCGGUGCGAGAAGAGGGAUCCCUGCCAAGCGGGUUGCUGGUUUCACGCGGCAUGGUGAUUAAGCUCGUGAUCUAAUGGAGCGGCCAUAGGAAUCAUUUGAUUUAAAUUGACCUGAGGAUGCAUAAGAACAUGUACUACUGUACUAUUAAUAAAUAUUAUGUAAUAUGUAAAAUUAAUAAAAUUUAAUACGGGCUUUAACUGCUCGUGGUGAAGAUAAUUGAAUGCACAAUUAUACAUAGCAUGUGUAUGUAUACAUAUUCACAGGGAUAACACUGAUUAACUGGUUAUGGGGGAGUACAUACAUGCACGAAGUACAUAACAAUAUGUAAUGAGAUAAUUAUUUUUUAAUACGGACAUAGUACUGUGGCUUUGCGGUUAUUGUACAAUAUACAUGUUUCAGGGAAUAGUUUAUAUAGAAUUUCAGCUUUGGGUGCUGAUGGUGGAGUGUGAUGCUUCUUCCUUGAGUCUUAGGGAGGUGUGGUUUGUCUCCUUCUUCGGUUUACAAAACCGAGGUAUUUAAUUAUACUACAAAGACUCUUCAUUUUAUAAGUUUAUUUUCGAUAAGACUAGUUACUGGUAUUAACACUAGAAUUAAGAGGAAGUAAAGGAUGGAUGCGAGUUGGCCUACAAUUACAUAGGGGUGUUCUACGGGUUGGCCGCCGAUCCACGUUAGGGUGAGUAGGUCUGCGACCAGUACUCAAAACAGGAAUUGGCUAAAGGGUCGGAAUAUUAUGCUUCGUUGUUUGGAUGUGUGGAGUAUUGGGAUUAGAGCUAGGACUAGGAUUGAGAGUAGUAGGGCUAAGACUCCGCCUAAUUUGUUGGGGAUUGAUCGUAGGAUUGCAUAUGCAAAUAGGAAAUAUCACUCUGGUUUAAUGUGUGCUGGGGUACUGAGUGGGUUUGCUGGGGUGUAGUUGUCUGGGUCUCCGAGUAAGUCGGGUGCAAAUAGAGUUAAUAUUAGUAGGGUUAGGAUUAGUAGUAGGGCGCCUAGAAUGUCUUUAAUUGUGUAGUAGGGGUGGAAUGGAAUUUUAUCUAUGUCAGAUGGGAUACCUGUGGGGUUGUUGGAUCCUGUUUCGUGAAGGAAGAUGAGGUGGACGAUUGCUAAUGCUAUAAUGAUGAAGGGGAGAAUGAAGUGGAAGGCAAAGAAGCGUGUUAGUGUUGCUUUAUCCACAGAAAAACCGCCUCAGAUUCAUUCGACUAGGGUAGUACCAAUGUAUGGGAUUGCUGAUAGGAGGUUGGUGAUGACGGUUGCGCCUCAGAAUGAUAUUUGUCCUCAGGGCAGGACGUAGCCUACGAAUGCAGUGGCUAUGACCGUGAAUAGUAGAAUAACUCCAAUAUUUCAUGUUUCUCGAAAAGCGUGGGAGCCGUAGUAUAGACCUCGUCCCAUGUGGGCGUAGAGGCAGAUGAAGAAUAUGGAGGCUCCGUUUGCAUGUAAGUACCGAAUAACUCAGCCAUAGUUUACGUCUCGGCAAAUAUGUGUGACUGAUGAGAAGGCGGUUAUUGUGUCUGGUGUAUAGUGUAUUGCUAGGAAUAGGCCUGUUAGGAUUUGUACAAUUAAGCAGAGGCCGAGUAGGGAGCCGAAGUUUCAUCAUGAGGAGAUGUUUGAUGGGGUAGGGAGAUCAAUGAAUGCAUCGUUGAUGAUUUUUAUUAGUGGGUGUGUUUUUCGGAUGUUGGUCAUUGGUGUUCUUGUAGUUGAAUAACAACGAUGAUUUUUCAUGUCAUUGGUCAUGGUUGAAGUCCAUGUGAGAAUAAUGGUAACAUACAUUGUUUUUGUUUUAAGUAUUAUUUUUGUAAUUAGUUUUGUGGGGGUUUCUUCAAAGCCUUCACCUAUUUAUGGAGGAUUAGGAUUGAUUGUGGGUGGUGGUGCUGGAUGUGGAGUUGUUUUAAGUUUUGGUGGUUCGUUUUUGGGGUUGAUAGUAUUUUUGAUUUAUUUGGGGGGAAUGUUAGUUGUGUUUGGUUAUACGACGGCUAUGGCGACUGAACAGUAUCCUGAGGUUUGGGUUUCUAAUAAAGUUGUAUUAGGAGCAUUUAUUUUAGGACUAGUGGUAGAAUCUUUAAUUGUGAUUUAUGCUUUGAAGAGUGGAGAGGUGAAGAUUGUGUUUGAGUUUGAUGGGUUAGGGGAUUGGGUUAUUUAUGAUACUGGGGGUUCUGGGGUUUUUAGUGAAGAAGUUACAGGGAUUGCAGCGCUAUAUAGUUAUGGUGUUUGGUUAGUGAUUGUUACAGGUUGGUCUUUGUUUGUUAGUGUUGUAAUUAUUAUGGAGAUUACUCGGGGCAAUUAAAUAAGAUUAUGCUGAGAGUGAUGGUGAUGAGGAAAGAUAAGAAGUAGAGUUUGAUGAGGCCUUGUUGGUUGGAGGUUAGUGUAGAGGCUUUCAAUUGGAUAAGGGCUGUAGUUUUUGGUAAAGUAGUUUCUAGUCAGGUUAGGUCUAGUAGGGAGGUUGCUAGUUUUUGGCUUAUUGAUAGGUCAAGGUGAGGAGGUAGACGAUGUAUGAUUGUGGGGAAGUAUCCUAGCAGGGUGGAGAAUUUAAAGGGGUUUGAUGGGUGUGUAUAUUUUAGAUUUUGUGUGUCAAGGUUAAUUUCGAAUGCGAUAAUGAAGCCUAGAGUUGUUAUUGUGAGGGCGGUUAGUUUUAGAUGUAGGGGUAUGGUUAUUAAGGGUGUGGUUACUGGGGGGAUGCUGUUGGAUAAGAUGAAGCCAGCGAAGAUGCUUCCGAUGAGUAAUCGUUUGAUAGGGUUAAUUAAUAGUGGGUUAUUUUCAUUGAUGGUUGUGGAGGGAGGGAAGCGAGGUUGUCCUAGUAGUGCGAAGAAGAUAAUGCGAGUGCUAUAGACGGCUGUAAGGGAGGUGGCGGUUAAGGUUAGUAACAGGGCUCAGGCGUUGGUAUAAGACGAAGUGGCGGCUUCAAUAAUGGGAUCUUUGGAGUAGAAUCCGGUGAGGAAUGGUAUUCCUGUUAAUGCAAGGCAUCCAAU